This is a messenger RNA of Nothobranchius furzeri (turquoise killifish), 7269 nucleotides long. It is a transcript of the gene cpeb4b, whose product is annotated as cytoplasmic polyadenylation element binding protein 4b. Gene Ontology annotation, molecular function: translation factor activity, RNA binding; mRNA regulatory element binding translation repressor activity; ribosome binding. Lineage: Eukaryota; Metazoa; Chordata; Actinopteri; Cyprinodontiformes; Nothobranchiidae. The record is from RefSeq and is a predicted model, not a curated record. Gene Ontology annotation, cellular component: cytoplasm; synapse; neuron projection. Gene Ontology annotation, biological process: negative regulation of cytoplasmic translation.
CAGAAGCGGAAGUGCGCCUCGGCUGAUCUCUCGCUGUCAUUCGGCCACGGUCGUUUCCAGGAGAGAGGGGCAUCCAAGAAACACACAGGGAUCGGAUGGCUCUGUAGAAAGGACAGCUAGCGAGAAAAAAUACGUAUGCCAAACGGACAAUGAAACCGAUUGAGCAAGGGCUGUAAGAUAAAGACAAGAUAAAAAACGCACACCUUCCACAUUAACAAAGCUGUUAGGUUAUAUAGUCCAGAUCAGAGGCAACAGAUAGAAAGCUGUGUCAUUGAGAGGCAGGACACGUCAGGAGAAGGGAGAAAAAAAGAGAAAAAACUGACCGAUUGCACUACGAGUCAGCUUUAAAAUCGCCUCUGAAAAAGCUCUCCCUGCCAUUGCUUCAAGGACACCGUGUGCUGUCAGUCCAAGGGAAGGAUCUCGACAGACAACGCCGAGGUCGAAGGUGGUGAUCAGAAGGACAGAAGAGAUCACUGGAUAGCGUUUGUUCUGGGGGGAGAAAACAAAUGGGGGAUUACGGGUUCGGAGUUCUAGUUCAAAACAACACUGGCAACAAGUCUGCUUUCCCGGUCCGAAUCCACCCGCAUCUGCAGCCCCCACACCACCACCAAAAUGUGUCCCAGAGCCCUGCUGCUUUCAUAAACAGCACCACAGCCACGGGGAAUGGCUCCACAGGAGGCUCUCCCUGGCUUUUCCCUGCCUCUGCCACCCACAACAGUGUGCAAGAUGAAAUCCUGGGGGGGGCGGAGAAGCCUAAAGCACAGCAGCAACAGGAAAUGCAAGAAACACAAGAGAAGCAGCAGCAGUUGUCUCCUGGGAGUCACCAGGAGGGUGGAAGUGGCGGUGGGAUAAUUUCAGAACUGGAAAAAGCCCGGGCAGAGGAAGCCAAGGCUGAGAACGGCACUUCUGAGAGCAGCAACGGAAAAGAGAAGCAGCUUCGUCUUGAGUCACCUGUUCUGGCAAGCUUUGAUUACCCUGAGACGUCUGGCCUUGGAGGAACUGGCCCUGUACAGUCCAGCACCACCUCAUCAUCACUUACUGGCUUUAACAACUGGUCAGCUGCCAUCCCGUCUGCACCAUCAACAAUCAUCAAUGAGGACGUCAGCUUUUUCAACCCGGCUUCUGCCAACAACGGGCCCCUGCUAUUCCAGAACUUCUCGCACCAUGUAAGUCCGGGAUUUGGUGGGAAUUUCUCCCCUCAGAUCGGACCUGCUGCCGCUUUGUCCCAGCACCACCCCGCUCCACCACCACAUCCCCACUUCCAACACCCUCACAGUCAACACCAGCAGCAUCGGCGUUCCCCAGCAUCACCCCACCCUCCGCCACCCUUCCCACACAGAAACCCGGCUUUCAGUCAGUUGCCACAUUUGUCCAACAACUUAAACAAGCCCCCAUCCCCCUGGGGUCCAGCCAGCUACCAGAGCCCCUCUCCCUCCCCGGGCUCGUCCACCUCAUGGAGUCCUGGAGGAGGCUACGGUAGCGGCAGUGGUGGUUGGGGCGGAUCUCAAGGCAGAGAUUAUCGCCGUGGGCUUAAUGGAGGCAUGACUCCUAUCAAUUCUAUUUCUCCUCUAAAGAAGACCUUUCCUAACAACCACAUGGCAUCACAGAAGUAUCCCCGAAACAGUCCUGCCAGCUUCAACCCCAAGUCCUGGAUGGAUGACGGUGUGGGCCGUGAUAGCAUCUUCCCUUUCCAGGAUCGCAACAGAUCCAUCGACAGCUUCAACAUGGGUCCUCUGGAGACCUCCCUGAUCGACAUCAUGAGGGCGGAGCAAGAUACCCUGAAAGGUCGUCUAGGGUUUCCCCACCCAGGGGCGGACAACCCUCUCCCCAUUAACGCCAGGAAUUAUAGCAGGAGACGAGGCCACUCUUCUCUCUUUCCCAUGGAGGAUAGUUUUCCCGACGACGAGCGUGGGGAUCCGAGUCUCGCCAGCCUGGGCUCCCCGCACUGCUUUCCCCAUCAGAACGGAGAGCGUGUGGAACGCUACUCACGCAAGGUCUUCGUUGGCGGACUUCCUCCAGAUAUAGACGAAGAUGAGAUUACGGCCAGUUUCCGCCGUUUUGGACACCUGUUUGUGGACUGGCCUCACAAAGCGGAGAGCAAAUCUUAUUUCCCCCCUAAAGGCUACGCCUUCCUGCUGUUCCAGGAUGAAAGCUCCGUGCAGGCUCUGAUCGAUGCCUGCAUCGAGGAGGACGGUAAACUCUAUCUCUGCGUUUCCAGCCCCACCAUUAAAGACAAGCCGGUCCAGAUUCGCCCAUGGAAUCUGAACGACAGCGAUUUUGUGAUGGAUGGGUCUCAGCCUCUGGACCCGAGGAAAACCAUCUUUGUGGGAGGAGUCCCUCGUCCGCUCCGUGCAGUGGAGCUGGCCAUGAUCAUGGAUCGCUUGUACGGUGGAGUUUGCUACGCCGGCAUCGACACGGACCCUGAGCUGAAGUACCCCAAGGGAGCGGGGCGGGUCGCUUUCUCUAAUCAGCAGAGCUACAUUGCUGCUAUCAGUGCUCGCUUUGUACAGCUGCAGCACGGCGAGAUCGAUAAACGGGUGGAAGUGAAGCCAUACGUGCUCGAUGACCAGCUGUGUGACGAGUGCCAGGGAACUCGCUGCGGCGGGAAGUUCGCCCCGUUCUUCUGCGCCAACGUCACCUGUCUGCAGUACUACUGCGAGUACUGCUGGGCGGCCAUCCACUCGCGUGCCGGCCGAGAGUUUCACAAGCCUCUGGUGAAGGAGGGCGGCGACCGUCCCCGUCACAUCUCCUUCCGCUGGAACUGAGCGCAGCGUCUGAGAGGGAGAGGCAACAGAGGGAGAGGUAGUGCAGGAGUCGCAAAUCAUUGUAAAAAAUAAAUGCACUUUUCUGUUGCUGGUUCCUUUUUUUGCUCUAAUUUCACCUUAACAUUGUUUUCUCUUUUUAUUUAAAGUUAAUAUAUAUCAAUAUUUUGAAGAUAGAAAUUUAGAGAGAAAAAAAAACUGGAGGUGUAUCCAAAAAUGUCCAUCUUGGAAGAAAAGAUGUGUAACAUAAUUUUAUUUUUCUUCUGAUUUUGGAAGUGUUUUUAGUUCUCAAGAAGCAUAUAUAUUUAAGAUAUAGGAAGGUUUGAUGUGUGAUAUGGUACUCUGCUUUUCAAUUGGCUUAUUUUUCUAAAAAGUCUAUUUUCCUUUGAUGCGAGAGGCCCUCGGAAGCUUUUCAUGUGACAUUCAGCUGUCAUAUACUGUAGCAGAGCUGUCACCUUUUGUCCUUUUGUACAGAAAAAUCUUCACAGUUAUUGGCUGUUUAUUUCUGAGAGGUGGGAUCAGGCCUGCCAAUGCGGCAGGAGGGCAGGGCAAGCCCGACUAAAAAGGUGUGGCUAAAGAAGAGUGCACUUAUUUCCAGUCUUUAAGAGCGAAGACACCGCACACGAGACCCUUUGUAGUUAACCAAAGCCGAAUCCUAAUUACUGCUGAAGAACAGGAAAAAGGGCCCGCUGCAGAAACGAGAUGGAUUCCUCCUCUCCCAAAACACACACACAUGUUCAUGCUACUUGAAAGGAAAAAAGAAACAAAUUCUCAAGAAAAUUCUUUUGCAAGAUUUGGGUUUAGAUCUCCGUUGUGACAUGCAAAAACUAAUACCUCAAACUCAGCUGCUAACGUGCCGAAUAGUGGGAGAAAACGAAAGAGCCCAUGACAUGACACUCUCCGGUGUUCUCCUUUCCUUAGAAGUCUAAUCAGAGGGAAGUGAUGCGACACACAGGAAGUGAUGUAACUGGCACAGUUUUGUACUCACUUGCUUCAUCACCUCUUUAUUUUUGUAAUCAAACCCAGGGUUGUGCUAGCGUCAGAGUGAAGCAUCAAACAGUAUAGUGUAUUACGGGAGUGUAUGGCUUAGAGAGGUUACGGGAGCGACAGGUAGAUAUAUUAAAUGCAGCCCACUUCCCUUUCCCUUAUGUCUGCUGGUGGCCGCUGAUGCUAGGCUAACAGCUAACAGAGGGCGGGGCCUCAUUCUUAGAUCACAACCUGCUCACAGCAGACAUCGGAUCCAGGUCUUUCAGCACAUGAAGUGAAGGUAACUCCUCAAGUGAAGGCGGGGCGACGCGUCGCCUGCGUUGCAGUUUUCUUAGCAGGGCCAGCACCUGAGAAGGACGCGCCUGUUAGUUUUAUUUCAGUGCAUUUUGUGCAAUUCUCCCAAGUCCUUAAUGACAAAGUGCUACUUUGCCUCUGCGAGCGAGCAACAUUUAACGAAAGAAGCGAUUAAAAAGACGUUGAUCUGCAUUGCGAAAUCGUCGGCACACAUUCAAGUCGUGGGGGAGUCUGACCCUUCCGGCGACCGCUCCAUCGUUUUCUCCGCUGCCAAGUCAGUCCAACUCAGCAUCCAGUGUUUUUAAAGCAUAAAUGAAGAUAGUCUCCGCAGCGCUCCACUACUGCACAGCCGUGACCCACACGCAGUCUGAAGGUUCGUUCAGCUUACGGGAACCAAAGAUGGUUGCGCAGUAGUCGGUCACGCCGCAACUCAUUUCUUGAUUUUUUUUAUAAAUAUUUUUCUUAUUUUUUUGAAGGAUGUUUGUCGUAAAUAUUUUCAUAAAUUUACCACUUCUAUCUGGUUUUAACCGUCAAGCCCUGGUGGACUCAACAAACCAAAGAUUGGCCUUGAACACGACACGUACAGUACGUUUAUGACGGAACACCCAUGGAAACCCCAACAGGGCUUGCAGGCCUCACGUUCUCUUAUCGCACAGAUGAAAACAUUUCUGUUUUAUUUUUCUCUCAAAAAGCUCCUGCAAGUUUGGGAAAUUGAACCUAAAGUGCACAUUCCCUCUGCAAAGGGAAAAAAAUCCUCCUCAUAUUUGUUUUAAUACUUCACUCAGCGGCGACCUUUUUCGCCGCGCAUUUAAACGUCAGGGAGUUUAGUACAGAAACUUGAUUAAAGAAACACACACACUAGUGAGAAUCCUCAUGUCGGCGCCGCGUCGUUGCACCAGUUUUGCGGGUGUGGUGGGUGAGCGUUUUAGAAGUUCAAACACUUUGUGAAGAAUUUGCUGUUAAACGAGAUGAAAAAAAAAAAAGAUUAUUUUAUACAUGGCCUGCUGAUUUUUUGGUACAGUGUUUUCUAGCUAAAUUAUUUUGUCAUGCACAUGUAAACCUUUAUUAUGCACUACUUUUUCUAAAUAUUUUUUUCUUCCUUUUUCCAACAGUCAUUUUAGGCACAUUUUUCACAAAUGGGGAAACUCCUUUUUGCAAUACCUCAAUUUUUCACAUUGUGAAAGGUAGCUUUUGUACUUUUGUUACUGAGAGAUCUGCAUAUAUGGAGAUGUUCAUUUUAAGAAAAAAAAACGGAAAAAAAGUAGAGUGCUUUCAAAAUUGAUUAUUAUAGUUAUUAUUAUUAUUUUCAAUUAUGCUUUUUAUACAUUUCCGUGCUGAGGAAUCUUUACAACUUUACAAAGUGCGCAGUUUGUGUUGAUGCGACUUCAGAUGUGCAGAGGAGAGACCAAAGCGUAAAAACGCUGCAUUGGUCUUAGCUUUUCAUACACUAGAUGUUUCCCGCAACAACAGCAUGGCGAAAAAAACAAAACACUUAAAACAGAUGAAAAAGAAAGAAUAAAAUAAAAACUGAUGUAAAUGUCUCUAAACCGGUUGGAAAUAGUAACUUCCGUCUUGGUUUCCUCUCCAUAGAUGGAGCAUAACUUAUUACGAGGAGAAUGCAAAAUCUGGUUCACGCUUAACGCUGAAUCUCGUAUCACAAAAAUGGAUGUUUGGUGUUUAGAUAUUUUAAUAUUUGAAAAAAGAAUUUAUAUAUAUAAUAUAAAUAUAUAUAUGAAUAUAUUCUUGAACUUGCCAACUAGCACCUAUUGUAAUCCUUAGCAUGCAUGACAAAAAAGAGAAAACGACAAGUACAUGAAUUAGCUAUUAAAACUAAUCGUUGUGGUGUGCACCAAUGUUUCUCAACUAUUACAUUAAGGACCCCCCACCCCCAUCAGAUCUACUCUGCAAAAAAAAAAUUGUUGAAUUUACUUAACAGCUAUGUCAACUGGUUCCACUAAACCUAUUUGGUUGAAUAUAAAGAGUAAUAUAUAUUUACUUUUAACAUACCAUUGUUUAUUACUCUUCAAAUUUUGUGGAACUUAACAUAACUUGUUAAGUAAAUUCAACAUUUUCUUUUUUUUUACAGUGUAAUCUCACCUCAGCUCCUUCCCUUCUACCCCUCCUCUCGUGUUAACCCCGCCCACCCCGUUCACAGACCUCUGCAGGAAGGCAGAGAUGAUUAAAACUUUAGCUGUGGCAGUGCAGGACUCGGAGCGAAACACUGUUUAAUAAAAGACUUGAGGAAAAGUCGUCCCCGCUGUCCGUCGAGGCGAUCGUACUCAGACCUAUCUGGAGGAAAAGGGGAGCUUAAAAGACUUGAAUGUGGUAAAAUGUUGCAAGUUAACUUCAAGUUGUUGUGUGCAAUACUUCUUUUGAACCUUUUUCCAGAUAAAAAAAGACUCUUUGCAAUGUAAUUCUUUAAUGCCAUUUUUAAUUGCAGACAUUGAAUUAAAGAAGAUGUUAAUAUGUUUUUCACAGUAAUUUUCUACUGUUAUUGUAAUCCUUUUCAUGCUGGUGUUUGUAAAAAAAGAAAAGAAAGAAAAGAAAGAAAUCAAACUAUUUGUACUAAUAUCAAUAACUGAAGUUAUUUUUAAAACAUUAUAAAAAGGUUUUGUGCUCAUUUGCUUACUUUGGUUCAUUUUAAGCUACUGUGAUUGAUUGCAUUGUAAUUAUUAGGUCAACAAUGUAUUUAGCUGUUUAUUGGUAUAUUUUUAAUUGGAAUGUAUAAUUGAUUUUUAUAAUUUUGAUCAGAUUUUUGUUAUAUUUUUGAGGUGAAGCUUUUAAUAUGUUAAAGUGUCUAGUUUUUACUAAUUGCUAUAUUGUGCUCCACAAUAUAUGGUUCACAUUUUCUGAAGGAAAAUAAAUAUUUAAAUAUUUGUCUGUUAAUGUUACUUAAUGGCAAGAUUUCAAUAGUUUUUAACUGUGUAUGGGAAGGUUGUUGUAUUUAUUAAUAGCAUUUUUUACUUAAGAUAUCACCUUAAUUUUUAUUGUCAUUUCACUUUAUAAGUUCCUAUUUUUGUAUUUUCCUUUCUUAAGUUAUGUACGGAUACGGAUAUGUUCAUAUUUCUUGGAGUUGGUCUGUAGAAGUGCUAGUGAAACAACAAAAAGAAAAAUCUAAUGUUAUUUAAUUGUUUGCAGCCAACUAUUUAUAACAGUAUGCAUACUUUUUAAAUAUUUGUAAUGUGAAAUGUUGAAUGAAAUAAAUCUUAACUGUGAUGAAAAGUGA